AUGCGGACCCCCAGGCAGAAACAGAUUAAACGGUUAAUUAAAUCCCUGCAACUAACGGGUUUUCGUACGCCUUUUAAUAUUCUGGCAGACCAUGAAUUCUUAUUGUCAUAUAAUAAGGCGCAAUUGUCUCUCUCAUACUUAGAAAAGAUUCUUAAUGGAACUAUUCGCUUGUUCAUUACGCAAUGCGAAUAUAAUAGAUUUAAGCUAAAAUGUAACGAAAAGAAAUUAAUUGGUCACGUAGCACUGAAGAAAUGCAAUCACAUUGAUUUUAGGCAGCAAGAAUGCUUAAAUGAGGCAAUUUUAGAUAAAAACCCAGACCACUUUUUUCUUGCAUCGAAGUGUAAAAGAAUUUCUGAAGAAAAGAAGAUUCCACGGAUUUACAUGCGCGCAGGAGUUGUUUGUGUAGAGAUGAAUGCAGAAGAAGUGAAGAAAAUCAAAAAGGCAGAGCCCCCUGGAUUAACACAGCAAGAAAAAGAGAGACUCGAUAAAAUGUUUAUGGAGUAA
Molecule: messenger RNA, 504 nt
Organism: Nematocida ausubeli
Lineage: Eukaryota; Fungi; Microsporidia
Exons: 1
Coding region: 1-504 (167 amino acids)
Cellular component (GO): nucleolus; small-subunit processome
Molecular function (GO): small ribosomal subunit rRNA binding
Source: RefSeq, a predicted model, not a curated record